Molecule: messenger RNA, 3915 nt
Organism: Plasmodium gaboni
Lineage: Eukaryota; Apicomplexa; Aconoidasida; Haemosporida; Plasmodiidae
Product: putative autophagy-related protein 7
Exons: 2
Coding region: 1-3915 (1304 amino acids)
Biological process (GO): piecemeal microautophagy of the nucleus; protein modification by small protein conjugation; autophagy of mitochondrion
Cellular component (GO): cytoplasm; phagophore assembly site
Molecular function (GO): Atg8 activating enzyme activity; Atg12 activating enzyme activity
Source: RefSeq, a predicted model, not a curated record
AUGAAAAAAAAAAUCGAAGAGGAGAAUAAAAGUUCGUACAUAUUAAAACACAAUAACAAUGAGUUCAAAAUAGACAUUUCUUAUUUUACUCAAUUACACGAACAAAAAAUAAAUAUAUAUAAGCUAGAAAGUAAUUAUGUUAAUUUAUAUUCGAGUACUUAUGUGAAGAAAAUAAAAUUAGGUUAUAAAUAUAAUGUAUUAAAGACAUAUUUGAUAGAGUUUACACAUCCUUUUAUUCAUGUAAGAACAAUAGAAAUUAAUAAAAGAUCUUUUUUAAAAUAUGGAAAUUUUCAUAACGAAAAGGAAAUAAAUAAUAUCGAAACAAAUAAUUCUAUUAAAACACUACAGAUUGGUAGUAAUAAUAUAAAUGAUGAGAAUAAAAAUAUUGAUAAAAUACCUUAUGUGAUGAAUAAUUAUAGAAAUAAUUAUAUUGGUUGUUUAUUAAAUUUUAAUACAUUAGAAGAAUUUUUAAAAUGUAAUAAAGAUGAUCAUAUAAAUUAUACAUUAAAAAAUUUAAAGAGUUAUAUAAAUAAUGAAAAAAAUGAUAUAGAUUAUAAAGAUAUGAAUUUAUAUAUGGAUAACAAUAUUUAUGAUGAUAAUUUUUGGGCUUAUAAAGAAAAUUGUUUAAGUGUUUUAGAAAAGAUAAAUAAAUAUUUAAUACUUAGUUUUUUGGAUUUAAAAAAAUAUAUAUGUUAUUAUAGUAUAGCAAAUCCUAUUAUAAAACCAAAAGAUAAUUAUUAUAAAUUGACAAAAAAUAGUACAAGGUAUUUUUUCUAUAUAGAUUCAAAAUAUAUUUAUAUAAAUACUGAAAAUAGACAAAUCAAUAUUAUAGAUUUAUUUUAUCUAUCUUAUAAAAUAGAUGAUUAUUUUAAUAAUUAUAAAAUGUUUCUUAAUAUGAAUAUAUUCUUAUUACUCAAAUUUGAUAAUACUCCUCUUCAUAAAAUGAAUAAUAAAGAAUAUUACGAUGAAUAUAUAAAUAAAUUUUAUUCUAAUAUAAAUUGUCAAGAACAUGAAAAAUCAAAAAAAGAAUUUUAUCAAAUAAAUAGUUUUUAUAAAUUAUUUGAAUAUUUAAAAAUUCAUGAUACAUCACAAAAUGAUUAUCACCACAAAGAAUAUAAUUCUUUUAAUAAUCAUAAUAAUAAUAAUAACUAUUCAAUGCUACAUAAAAAUUAUGAUAUGGUCAUAUUACCUAUUAAUGCACUAUCGGAAUUAAAAGAUGAUAUAAAAAAUUCAAAAGAUAAAAUUUUAAGAUAUAUUAAAAAAGAUUUUUUUGAUUUAUAUAUAUGUUUUAUUGAUAUAAAUUAUAUAUUCAAUUCUUUGUCUUGGGAUUUUAGAAAUUUAUUAUAUUGUUUAACUCUAAAAUAUGAAUUGUAUAAUUUUCAAAUAGAUAUAUUGGCUUUUAGAGAUAUCUCUUUAUUGAGAGAACAGUUUGUUGGCACCUUCAAAUCUGAAGAGGGAUUUAUUUGGCGCUAUCCAAAUGUAGUAACAAAAAAGGAAAAUACAAAAAAAAAAAAAAAAAAUCACAAUGGUGAUAAUAAUGAUAAUAUUAAUGAGAAUAAUAAUAAUGAUAAUAUUAAUGAGGAUAAUAAUAAUGAUAAUAUUAAUGAGGAUAAUAAUAAUAAUAAUAUUAAUGAGGAUAAUAAUAAUAAUAAUAUUAAUGAGGAUAAUUAUAUGGAUAAAUCUAAAGACAUAAAUAGUGAUAUACAUAAAAACAUUAGUAGUGAUAUACAUAAAGAUAUUAAUAGUGAUAUACAUAAAGAUAUUAAUAGUGAUAAGAAUAAUUCGUUUCAAUAUAAUCAUAUUAAUAAUUGCCUGUCUCAUCAUGAUGUAUCUUUUUCUCCUGUUUCAAAAAUAUGCAAAGUUAAUUAUAAUAUUAUUAACCAUUAUAACAAUGACUGGAGAGAUGAUCUUACAAAUGUAUGUUCAGAUGAUAAUAUAGAACAGUCAUCUAGUCAAGAUGAAAAUAAUAUGAACGUUAAUAAUACUUACAUAAAGGAUAAAAAAUACGUUAAAUACAAAAAUAAUAAGAUAUGUCCUAAUCAUCUAAUUAAAUACGUUUUAAAUUCUUCAUUAUUUCAGGUAAAUGUUCCAGAUAAAAUUCACUUUAUUUAUGACAAGGAAGCCAAUUAUAUGAACACAUAUUUAGAUGAUAAAAAAGAGGAUUCAUUGAAUAAACUUGAUAUAGACAUCUUACAAAAAAAUGAUGACACAUGUGAUAAAAAUAAUUUUAUAAAUUCAUGUAAAAGUUUAGGGUUUAGUUUAAAUAUAAGAAAAGAAGAUAAUAAUUAUACAACAGAAUCGAUGUAUAAAAAUGAAGAAAAUAAAAAUAUAAUAAAGAAUUAUAAUAAAUUAUAUUAUGAUAAUAAAGUGUAUAAUAUACUAUGUGGAUGGAAAUAUUUUGAAGAGAAGAAAAAACAGAAAAAAAGUAUUAUAUGUAUUAUAAAUUUAAAUGAUUUUAUAAAUAAAGAUACCAUUCAAAGGAUUUCGUUAGAAUUAAAUAUAAAACUAAUAAAAUGGAAGAUAUUAAAAGAUUUAAAAUUUGAAAAUAUAAAAAAAUUAAAAAUAUUAAUCAUAGGAUUAGGCACCUUAGGUUGUAUGGUAGCUCGUAAUUGUGUAUCAUGGGGAAUACAAAAUUAUACCUUUGUUGACAAUUCACGUGUGUCCUUUUCUAAUAUUAGUAGACAAUAUUUAUAUACCUUAGAAGAUGCAGAGAAAUAUGAUAAGAUAGGUGAAUAUAAAUGUGUAGCAGCGAAAAAAAACUUAUUAAAGAUUUGUCCAGAUUUAAAUAUAAGAACAAAGGUAAUGGAUAUACCUAUGCCUGGUCAUUUAAAUUAUUUGAAUGAAAAUCUUGAGGAUACAAUAAAUGAAUUGGAUGAUUUAAUUCAUAAUCAUGAUGUCGUAUUUUUAUUAACUGAUUCGAAGGAGUCACGAUAUUUUCCGUGUUUAAUGAUAGCCGAGAAGCAAUAUAAUUCUUUGAAAGAAUUACAGAAGGGGGUAGAUAAUGGUGAUGAUAAUAAUAAUAAUAAUAUUAAUAGUAAUAAUAAUAUUAAUUGUAAUAAUAAUAUUAAUUGUAAUAAUAAUAUUAAUUGUAAUAAUAAUAUUAAUUGUAAUAAUAAUAUUAAUAGUAAUAUUUUAUUAUGUGAAGAAGAAAAUAUCAUUACACAUGAAUAUAUAAAAAAUUCAAAAUGUAUAAAAAAUAUGGAUAAUCCAUUUAAUGAUAUUUUUUCCUUAUAUGAACAAAAUAGUAAUAUAUAUAAAUCAUUUAAUAAUAUAAAUAUGUAUGAUACAUAUCAAGAAAUUUUUUAUAAUAAUAUUCUUAAAAGUGUAAAAACGUUAUGUAAGAUGCCUCCUCUAGGAAUUACAGUAGCAAUAAGUUUUGAUUCUUUUGUUGUUUUAAGACAUUCUUAUUUAUAUUUUAAAGGUGCAUGUUAUUUUUGUAAUGAUAUGCAUUCUCCUUCAGAUUCUUUAUCUUAUAGAACCCUUGAUGAAAAAUGUACAGUCACUCGAUCUGGUGUAAGUAAUAUAAGUAGUAGUAUAGCUACAGAAUUAUUAUUAGCCUUAACACAACAUCCUUUAUAUUUUUUUGCUCCACAUAUAGACAAAGAUCAAUAUAUAUAUAAUUAUGAUAAUGACAUUAAUCAACAAAAAAAAUCAGACAUUUCUAAUGUAUUCACUUCUUGUUUAGGUGCUACACCACAUAUAAUUAAUUUUAAUUUAGCCAAUUUUAAUAUGAAAAAAUUAUUCUGUGAACCAUUCGAAAAAUGCAUGUGUUGUUCAGAAAAGGUGAUACUAAAAUAUCAGGAGGAUAAAAUGGAAUUCAUUCGAAAUGUUAUUAGGGAUAGUUCCAUUUUAGAAAGAAUCACAGAUAUAAAUCAACUCAAAGUUGAAGAGAAUGAUGUUAUAAUAUUAGAAUGA